Molecule: messenger RNA, 554 nt
Organism: Dromiciops gliroides (monito del monte)
Lineage: Eukaryota; Metazoa; Chordata; Mammalia; Microbiotheria; Microbiotheriidae
Product: ORM1-like protein 2
Exons: 1
Coding region: 1-459 (152 amino acids)
Biological process (GO): ceramide metabolic process; negative regulation of ceramide biosynthetic process; intracellular sphingolipid homeostasis
Cellular component (GO): endoplasmic reticulum membrane
Source: RefSeq, a predicted model, not a curated record
AUGUGGGGGGUGGCCCACAGUGAGGUGAACCCCAACACAAGGGUGAUGAACAGCCGAGGCAUCUGGCUAGCCUACAUCAUCCUGGUAGGGUUCCUGCACGUGGUUCUACUCAGCAUCCCCUUCUUCAGCAUCCCAGUUGUCUGGACCUUGACCAACGUCAUCCAUAACCUGGCUAUGUAUGUCUUUCUGCACACUGUGAAGGGGACACCCUUUGAGACCCCCAACCAAGGCAAGGCCCGGCUCCUUACACACUGGGAGCAGAUGGACUAUGGGCUUCAGUUCACCUCCUCCAGAAAGUUCCUCAGUAUUUCUCCCAUUGUGCUCUACCUCCUGGCCAGCUUCUACACCAAAUAUGAUGCUGCUCACUUUAUCAUCAACACAGCUUCACUACUCAGUGUACUACUGCCUAAGUUACCCCAAUUCCAUGGUGAUCGUCUGUUUGGCAUCAAUAAGUACUAAUAUUCUGGCAACGAUCACUCAAGUGCAAGCUAGGGAAAGACAAAGAACAAAGGGCUGCCCUAUCCUCCUUCCCUUUAGAUACUGAAGACCUGAGG